Ilex paraguariensis (yerba mate) is the source of this 629-nucleotide messenger RNA. Lineage: Eukaryota; Viridiplantae; Streptophyta; Magnoliopsida; Aquifoliales; Aquifoliaceae. The record is from the annotation of a GenBank genome assembly.
CUAAACCGUAACCCACAAUCCUUUUGACUCCUUGGCUGUAGCGCUGAAAAGCACAAACCUCUGUGGUGGAUUGUUCAAGUGCUUGGGUGUUUUAAGAGAAAAUGGCUGAUUCUGUGGUUGAUUUUCUACUGGAGGACCUACGUCAGGUGUUAAGCCGUUGUACUGCUUUGAUUCUUGAAGAAAUGGUUCCUAUUGAAGUCCUUUAUGAGGAUCUUAAAUUCAUAAAAGACUUCCUCAGGGAUUCCAAGGAGAAGUUCAAUGAGAGCGAUGAAUUGAAGAUCUUAGUGACACAUAUUGGAGAGAUGGCUUCCAAGGCAUUGGUUGACCUUGACAUGUUUACAAUCAUUAGCCUCAUGUAUGAGGGUAUGAACAUCUCUGAGCGAUUCUAUCAGGUCUUUGGUCGUUCCCAAAAGGUGAGAGAUAUGAUACUUGAGGUUAAGUCUAUCAAGAAACAAGUGUUGGAGAUUUAUGACAAGAAGCUCUACAGCAUCGCAGUACCACAAGAAGAGACUAUUGCAGGUAGGGGAUGUCAAUUUACACUUCAGUACAAAUACGAUACAAACUUGACAAUUACACAAUUGAUACAAAAUGAGUUGGGUUAAUGGUAGAUAAGAAUAACAUGUUAGUAG